AGCAGUUGAGUUUUGCUAUUCAUCACACGCAUACACAAAUACUUCGCACGCAGUCGAAAUUAAAGCAGCAGCUGGAAAACAUGUCUUUGAGCGUGGAAAUCGUGGCAACCAAACCUUACGAGGGCCAAAAGCCUGGCACAAGCGGAUUACGCAAAAAAGUAAAAGUGUUUACUCAACCCAACUACACGGAAAACUUUGUGCAAUGCAUUCUGGAUGCCAAUGGUGCUGCUCUGGCUGGCUCCACUUUGGUUGUGGGUGGUGAUGGACGCUACUAUUGCAAGGAGGCAGCCGAACUCAUCGUUCGCAUUGCGGCUGCAAAUGGUGUUGCCAAGCUGCUGGUCGGACAAAAUGGAAUUCUAUCGACGCCAGCUGUCUCCAGCCUCAUACGUCACAACAGUGCGCUGGGUGGCAUUGUGUUGACAGCAUCGCAUAAUCCUGGUGGUCCCGAAAAUGAUUUCGGCAUCAAGUUCAACUGCGAAAAUGGCGGUCCAGCUCCCGAUGCCUUCACCAACAACAUUUAUCAGCUGUCAACGGCCAUCAAGGAUUACAAACUGGUGCGUGGCCUGCAGAUUGACAUCUCCAAGGUGGGCGUAAGCACCUACGAUGUGGCUGGCAAACCAUUUGUGGUCGAAGUCAUUGAUUCGGUGGCGAACUAUGUGCGUCACAUGGAGGAGAUUUUUGAUUUCGCCAAGCUGCGCGACUUUGUUAGCGGCAAGUCGACGGGCAAGCCAUUGAAGAUGCGCAUUGAUGCCAUGAAUGGCGUCACUGGCGCUUAUGUGCGUGAGAUCUUUUUGAAUCGUUUGGGAGCAUCGGAGGCAUCUGUGGUGCACACAACACCACUGCCCGAUUUCGGUGGACUGCAUCCCGAUCCAAAUCUGACGUAUGCCAAGGAUCUGGUCGAUACGGUGGCCCAGGGAGAUUAUGAUAUUGGUGCUGCCUUCGAUGGUGACGGUGAUCGCAACAUGAUCAUUGGCAGCAAGGCGUUCUUUGUCACCCCCAGCGAUUCGUUGGCUGUCAUUGCCCACUACUUGGAGGCCAUACCGUAUUUCCAAAAGAAUGGCGUGCAGGGAUUCGCUCGCAGCAUGCCUACCGCCUCUGCUGUGGAUCUGGUUGGCAAGAAGCUGGGCAAAGAGGUCUUCGAGGUGCCCACCGGCUGGAAAUACUUUGGCAAUCUCAUGGACGCCGGCCGUCUUUGUUUGUGCGGCGAGGAAAGCUUUGGCACCGGCUCCAAUCACAUACGUGAAAAGGACGGCAUUUGGGCGGUGUUGGCAUGGAUCUCAGUGAUGCAGCACACGGGCAAAAGCAUUGAGGAUAUUCUGAAGCAGCAUUGGUCCGUCUAUGGCCGUAACUAUUUCACACGUUACGACUACGAAGAGUGCGAUCUGGAACCCUGCAACGAGAUGAUGGCCACCAUGGAGAAGAACAUUACCGCAGCCGAGUUUGUGGGCAAGAACUACUCGAGCAGCGGCAAAAGCUAUAAGGUGAAGCAGGCGGAUAACUUUAGCUACACGGAUCCCGUGGACAAGUCCGUGGCCACAAAGCAGGGAUUGCGCAUUGUCUUCGAUGAUGGCAGUCGCAUUGUGAUGCGUCUCAGUGGCACUGGAAGCUCUGGCGCUACCGUGCGUUUGUACAUCGACUCCUAUGAGAAGGAGAAUGUUCUGGGACAGGCCAGCGUCAUGUUGAAGCCCCUCAUCGAUAUUGCUCUGGAAAUUUCAGAGCUACCCAAGUUCACUGGACGCAAUGCACCCACCGUUAUCACAUAAGCACGGCAGCCGCAAAGAUUAUCUAAUCCAACUGCCAACUGUUAUUCGAAUGUGCAAUUCAUUUGGCACUAACGCAAUUUCUCUUUAUUGGCUUAAACCAAAGUUUGGCAACAAUUGAAGCAAUAAAAUAGGUUCAUGAAUCUUCAAGCAAUUGGCCAUUUAAUUUAUGUCUAUUCAUUAAUAAUGUAUCCAAAUUUAUUUUACA
This is a messenger RNA of Drosophila sulfurigaster albostrigata, 1968 nucleotides long. RefSeq names its product phosphoglucomutase. The record is from RefSeq and is a predicted model, not a curated record. The transcript has 4 exons. Gene Ontology annotation, cellular component: cytosol. Gene Ontology annotation, molecular function: phosphoglucomutase activity; magnesium ion binding. Gene Ontology annotation, biological process: carbohydrate metabolic process. The coding region runs from base 81 to 1763 and encodes 560 amino acids. NCBI's taxonomy places the organism in Eukaryota, Metazoa, Arthropoda, Insecta, Diptera, Drosophilidae.